Messenger RNA from Theobroma umbraticum, 1744 nucleotides. RefSeq names its product heparanase-like protein 3. NCBI's taxonomy places the organism in Eukaryota, Viridiplantae, Streptophyta, Magnoliopsida, Malvales, Malvaceae. The record is from RefSeq and is a predicted model, not a curated record. Gene Ontology annotation, molecular function: beta-glucuronidase activity. Gene Ontology annotation, cellular component: membrane; plant-type cell wall.
AUGAGUUUCCUGUUUAAGCUUCUGUUUUUGUGUUUUUGGCUGUAUUGGCUGAACCAAGGCUCAUUCUUUGUCACUUCACAAAGAAGAGGGUGGUCUGGAAAUGUUAUUAGCGGCACUGUUGUUAUUAAUGGAACAGCUUCAAUAGGAAAAACAGAUGACAAUUUCAUCUGUGCUACUCUGGAUUGGUGGCCUCCUGAGAAAUGUGACUAUGGAACAUGUAGCUGGGGCAGAGCUUCUCUUCUUAAUCUAGAUCUUGCCAACCCCAUAUUAUUAAAUGCUCUCAAAGCUUUUUCGCCGUUAAAGAUCAGAAUGGGUGGUACCCUGCAAGAUAAUGUCAUUUAUGAGACAAAAGGUGAUAAAAAUCAUUGUGCACCAUUUACUAAAAGUAGUUCAGAGAUGUUCGGUUUCUCCAAAGGUUGCUUUCCUAUGUCUAGAUGGGACGAACUCAACAUUUUCUUCAAAAAAGCUGGGGCUAUGGUUGUUUUCGGAUUAAAUGCAUUAAGUGGGAGAACUAUAGGUCCAGAUGGUUCUGCCAUCGGAGCUUGGAAUUCUAGCAAUGCUGAAUCGCUCAUACGAUACACUGUCAACAAGGGCUAUACUAUAUAUGGUUGGGAACUUGGAAAUGAACUGUGUGGCUCUGGCGUUGGAGUACGAGUCUCAGCAGAUCAAUAUGCAUCUGAUCUGAACUCUCUUCAGAACAUUGUUCAGAAUAUAUAUAGAGGAUUUGAGGUUAAGCCACUAGUAAUAGCACCAGGAGGAUUCUUUGAUGCAAAUUGGUUCGCAGAAUUUGUAAAAGAAACACCUAAAUCUCUUCAAGUAGUAACCCAACACAUUUACAACCUUGGUGCAGGUAAUGAUAAUCAGCUCAUCAACAAAAUCCUAGAUCCAUCCUAUCUAGAUGGUGGGAACCAGCCCUUUAGAGACCUUCAAGCAAUUCUGAAGAAUUCAGGAACUUCAGCAGUCGCUUGGGUUGGUGAAGCAGGAGGAGCUUAUAACAGUGGCCAAAAUCUUGUCAGCAACUCAUUUGUAUAUAGUUUGUGGUACUUGGACCAGCUUGGGAUGGCAUCAUCUUAUGAUACCAAAACAUACUGCAGACAGACAUUGAUUGGUGGAAACUAUGGCCUGCUUGACACUGCUACCUUUGUCCCACAUCCAGAUUACUACAGUGCUCUUCUCUGGCAUCGUUUAAUGGGGAGCAAAGUCCUGUCCACGAGCUUCUCUGGGACAAGAAAUCUACGAGCUUAUGCUCACUGUUCUAAACAAUCUCAAGGAAUCGCAUUGCUUCUCAUCAAUUUAAGCGCAAACACUACAUUUCAAGUCCGAGUUUCGACUGAAAGUCCUGCUAGCAAUGGAGGCUUGAGAUUGCAGCAAGAAGACCAAACACCAAGAAUAAAUUUUGCCACAAUGCCUGGAAAUUCUAAAAGGAAUGGAAACACUAGGGAAGAGUACCAUUUGACAGCUAAAGAUGGGAAUUUACACAGUCAAAUUGUGCUUUUAAAUGGGAAAGUACUCGGUCUAAAUUCAUCUGGGGGUAUCCCUUCCAUGGACCCAGUAAAGAGGAGCAUGUUAGAUCCCAUCAGUGUUGCCCCUUUCUCCGUCGUGUUUUCUCACAUUCCAAGCAUACAAAUCCCUGCCUGUAAGUAAGGAUGACCAACAUAAUAUUUUAUGAUUGAAUUGUUUGAGCAAUAUCCAUUAGCAAGAAAAUGCCAAAUCCAGAUUUUAAGUUGACUUUCUGACAUUGCGC